UUAUAUCCGCGAAACGAGGAGCUCGGGGCGCGAAACACGUCCAAUUCCACACCCGACACGGAGCAAGGAUUAUCAAUUUGCCUGGCACUUUAAUGGAGUUGGCCAAGAUGCGGGCCCUGAUCCUGCUGGCCCUGCUCAUCUGUUUGCCGGCCAUCAGGGGGCAGUCGCAGGAGGAGGAGACAUCAAUAUUAAACAGCAAUGGAACAAAUGGGCGAGCCUUUCAAAGGACUCAAUCAAGGCGCGAGGCAUUAAUUCCGGCGACAACGCAAAUGGCCCAGACGCUGGACAAAGCCGGAGCAUUUGGGCCAACAAUGGACGCUGCAGCCUUGGCUGUGGAUGAUGCAGCUCCUCGGGAUCGCUCCCGCAACAAUGUGGCCAUUAAUAACAUUAGCAACAAUGGCGAUCAGCGGCUGACCGCUGCCCUCGGGGCGAAUCUGAUUAUGAGCAGUCGGAAUAUCCAGGAGCAGCAGAGCUAUAGAAUCACAGCGCAGGACAACGCCACAUCUGCAGCUUCGAUUGCCCUGAAUGCAGUGGGGGAUUCCCCCCCAUCAGCAACAGCAGCAACAACAACAACCACUGAGCCUGCCACAACGACGCCAACGACAACAACAACAACGAGGCGCACAACCCGCCGCCCGGUGGCAACAACAACUAAGCCACCGCCAACAAUAGAUGAUUACCAGACAAUAAUUAGCCAGGCCGGCACCCAUGCCUAUCUGCCAUGCAAUGUCAAGCAGCUGGUGAAGAAGCCGAUAUCCUGGCUGCGGAUGAGGGAUGGGCACAUCCUUACCGUGGACCAGACCACCUUUAUCGCGGAUCAGCGCUUCCAGUCGGUUUUCUCCCCCAAUCCCGAGCGAUGGUCCCUGCAGAUCAAGUAUGUGCAGCUCAAGGACGAGGGGACCUACGAGUGCCAGGUGUCCACGGAGCCCAAGGCCAGUGCGAUAGUCCAUCUAAGGAUUGUAGAGCCGAAAACCGAAUUAAUUGGCGAGUCAACGCGACAUGUGAAGGCCGGAAGUCAAGUGAAAUUGCGUUGCAUAAUUAGCCAGGCACUGGAGCCGCCGCUUUUCAUUAAUUGGUUUUACAAUCAGAAGCAAAUCUAUUUGCAUAAUCGACGCGGUUGGCGUACGGAAAUUGAACGCAUCGAUCUGCCAGCGGAAGUGCCAACCACCAGCACCACCACCACCACAACAACGACAACGACAACCACUACUAGCACCACCACUACAGGAGCAACACCAACAUCAACAACAACCACAGGAUCAACAGGAGGAGCAACAUCCUCCUCCUCGGAGAUGCUCAAUGGCUUGGUAACCAUAACACGUUCGUACAUCCUAGAUGCCAUAUCCCAGAAUGAUGUAUCCGAGUUGGGGUCUGCUGCUGCUGCAGGAGUGGCUUUUGUCACGGAGACGUCGACAGCUCAGCUGGUUGCCGAGGUAGAUGCAACAUCUUCGACUUCUGGGACUACGGCGGGGGCAGGACUCCUUGCAGCCCCCACCAGUGCAGCAUCCUUGGCAGCAGGAGCCACCUCUGCAGCAGGAACUCCUGCGACAGGUGACUCAACAGCAGCAGCAACAACCAACACCUGGCUGACGACAACGGAGGCGGCAGCAACAACUGCCGCCACAACAACGACAACCAUGCUGCCGAGCAGCAGUUUCAUUAAGCAGAUAACAACGGCUUCGCUCAUCAUUCCGGCCGUAGUCAAACUGGAUUCCGGCAACUACACGUGCAGCCCCUCGAACAGUGCCCCCCGCACCAUUGUGCUCCACGUGCUGAACGGUGAAUAUUGCUCGGCCAUUAAGUCGGGCAGUGUCAGCUGGAGUGCGCUAAUUGGAUGUCACGGCUAUUUGCACUGGCGGAAUGUUUCAACGCUUCUGACACUUUUGUGGAUUAUUAAAUUUGCACUGGCCAGGGACAUCUGCCAACCGAAUGCCAGCAGAGCCACCGCAAGGACACCGGGCACAGGAGCAGGAGCAGGAGGACUACCAGCUGCAGGAGGUGAAAGAGGACCCAAAUCAGGGGCCAGCUUCAUCAGGGGCAGCAGCUCAAUUAGUGCCACCAAAGUGGCAGAGGACAAGACUUGAUUUGUCCUCGGGCCCUCGCCUGGUCACUUGGAUUUUACGCAUAAAGGAGGCUACGAAUUAAGAUUUUACUCGAUUUAAAUACACGCUAAAGCAGAGAGUAAGGAGACACCCAUCAUAAGGCAAUAUAUUCACGACUUCUCCCAUGCGUUAUAUUAAUAAUCAUACCAGAUUCAUAUUGGUUUUCCAUCUGAGUGUAAAUGAAUAUUGGGAGUCACGCUUAGGUUCCGGCAUAUCGCAUAUUUUGAUUGAAAUGUUGCAAGAAUUGUGUAAAUAGAAUGCACAGAAUUCGCCUUUAACGGAUAAGAACCAUUUCCUUACGUUAAUCAAUUGGAAUCUGCCAUGGUUGUAUCAUAUAUAAGUUAACUAAUCACAAAGAACUUGGAAGGAUUGAGAUUCCAUAUAUAAAUCACCGGUAUUGAAGGGAAUUUUAUGAAAUAAAAUCACAUAGUUCAGCUCUUUGGCCAAUGAAGAGUAAUUUUUGAAUUUCUUUCGUUUCCUUAAGCUAUAAAUUGUAAAUAUGUAUGUAUACCUUCCGAUAUCUGUAUGAAUACCCCUGAUUUUUUAAGACAAAAAUACAUUUUUAUGCAUAAAGAAUAAUUAUAAAUGAAUAUUGAAUACAAGUGUAAAUAAACGGGUGUUACUGCGUUCCAUUCAAAUAAUUAACCAAAGCAAGCCAAAAACUAAAUGUAAACAUUAGUUAGUAUAUAAAAGACUUACUAAAAUUUUAGACGCAGCCAAGCCAAGGAAACCCCUAAAUAAAACCGAAACCUAAUCAACUAAAUAAACAGAAUUGUAAGGAGUUGCUCCAACGUUGCGUAUACUUGAUUUGCAACACUAAAUUUUAUGGGAAAGCAAAUGAAAAUAAAAACGAAAUGGAAAAUUAAUUAAAACGAAAUGAAGUGUUUGCAAUAAUUCUUAAGCCAUAACGAAUAAGAGAAAUACAAAUAAAUAAAAUACAA
Drosophila suzukii is the source of this 3043-nucleotide messenger RNA. RefSeq names its product defective proboscis extension response 15 (gene dpr15). Gene Ontology annotation, cellular component: neuron projection membrane. Gene Ontology annotation, biological process: synapse organization. NCBI's taxonomy places the organism in Eukaryota, Metazoa, Arthropoda, Insecta, Diptera, Drosophilidae. The record is from RefSeq and is a predicted model, not a curated record.